Molecule: messenger RNA, 1086 nt
Organism: Helianthus annuus (common sunflower)
Lineage: Eukaryota; Viridiplantae; Streptophyta; Magnoliopsida; Asterales; Asteraceae
Product: glutamic acid-rich protein-like
Exons: 1
Coding region: 1-1086 (361 amino acids)
Source: RefSeq, a predicted model, not a curated record
AUGAGUCUUGAUGAUGUGGGAGAUUUUGAUUUCGCAAACAUUUCACAAGUCAAGAAUGUUGAAAAGAAAGUUGAUGAAGUGAUUGCUGAGAACAAGAAGUUAAUUGCUGAAAAUAAAAGGGUGAUUGACCGUGAAAAAAUUCUGGAAAUGAGAGUAAAGAGGUUGGAGAAUGAUAACAAAGAGUUGGUGAAAAAGAUUGAUUCUGAUCAGUCAGAGAUUGACAUUUUGAAAGUAAGAGUUGCGGAGCUUGAAGAAGAGAAAGUUCGACGUGAUGAACAGAAUGAAUACUUCAAGUUAAAGAACAAAGAGCUUGAAGCAGCCAAAGCGUUCAGAGAUCAUGAAUUUUAUAUCCUGAAUAAAGUGGCUGAAAGCAUGCUCGGAACGUCGGUAGAGCAAAGGUUUGAAGAGCUGCAACUUGAAGAGCUCAGAGCACAACGUCAAGCAGAGAUUGAUAAACAAAUGAAAGACAAAGGCAAAGGUGUUGAAGGAAGUUCUGCUCUGACAGAAAGAUCGAUUGUUCCUGCUACAGUUCUUGAAAAUCCUACGCCUAUCUCUGCUGUUUGUGGUCUUUUUGAGGAUUAUACUCCUCUUGAAGAAUUAAUGGGUGGCAGUAGUGAUGAAGAUGAUGAAGAAGAGGAGGAAGAAAAGAAAGAUGAUAAAGAUGAGAAAGUAUUUUCUGCGAGCAGUCAUGGAUCUGGUAAAGAUGAUGAUGAUGAUGAUGCUCAGGGUGGUACAGGGUUGAAAGUUACUGAGGCUUCUUCUGAACAGAAUGUUGAUGAUCUAAUGAACGAUUCAGUAAAUGAAGAAUCAGGGGAAGGAGAUGGAAAGGGGGAGUCAAGUGAUACACAAAAUGUUCAACAAGCUGCAAAGUUAAUUUUGAGGUUAGAUACUUAUCGUGAAGAAGGAGAGCAUUUCCAUACUUACACGUUGGAAACAAUUAAGGAAAUGAAUCGCAUGGUGCAUCCUGAAUUCAAAUUUGAUUUUGAAGAAGACAUGAAUGCUGAGUUUGAAAAAGAAUUGAAUGCUUUUGAUAUCAAUCAGCAGCCUGAAUAUGAGUAUCGUUAUGUUGAGGAGGCUGAUUUGUAG